Messenger RNA from Trypanosoma conorhini, 1683 nucleotides. RefSeq lists its product as uncharacterized. The record is from RefSeq and is a predicted model, not a curated record. The coding region runs from base 1 to 1683 and encodes 560 amino acids. The transcript has a single exon. Lineage: Eukaryota; Euglenozoa; Kinetoplastea; Trypanosomatida; Trypanosomatidae.
AUGGUUGGCCGUGCGCUGUUGGUGUGUGCCCUCUGCGCGCUGUGCUGCGCCGCCGGCGGGGGCUGGGCGGCGGAGGGGGACUACUGCACGGAGCGCGACUGGAGGGACUUGCGGGCCGUCGCGAAGGACAUGAGCGAGGCGGAAAUUGCGGCGAAGUACUGCGGCCGCAAGCCGGAGUUGGUGCGGGGGCUGCGGGCGAGUCUGCAGAGCGGUGGCGAGGCGGAGGCGGGGGGUGCGUCUGGCCCCGGCGGCGGGGGCGGCGGUGUCGAAGGCGUUGCCGACGGCGGCCCCGCACGACCCGCCGAAGCAAAAGUGCGGGAAUAUAAUCCGCAGGCGGAGACGCACAGCGCCGAGGUUUUGGGAGCGGGUGAAGCAACUGGGCCGCCAGGGGGGCCCGGAGGACUGGGCAGGUCACCGUCACGAGAAAAAGAGCUGUCGCCAUUGCCAUCGGGCGAAACGGAAGAGCAACCGCCGUCGGGUGCUUCUACUGGCGGAAAGGCCGCCGAAGGGCAACUUGGGACUUCGCCGGACGGGCCAAGCGACGUUGCGACUCCUCCGGGGCAAAUAAAUACACAGAAAAACCUGCAGGAGCCAACACCGGCACUGCCUUCGACAGGGCCCGAGGCCCAAAAAAGGGAACACGAGGGAAAAGACGAAACAAACUUGCACACGCCUGAAGGAGGUCCACCAAAGAGAGCCGACGCCUCAGCAAAAGAGGACGUGGACGACACGCACAUAACGGAGAACACACCAGGUGGAAAUGACCAAGAAGCAAACGAAAUCGCUCCGUCUCAAUCUCGCGAUGGUGGUGCAGUGACAUCGCUACAAUCAUCCGACAGCUCCGCCGGCACUUCGACAGACGGCAGAGAAGAAGCACCGACGGAAAGACAACCAGAGGGAUCCUCGACACUAACAAAGCCGCCAACGCCGGCGUCAACUGAAGUGCCAGGGGAAGCAGGGAAGGAGACGACAUUGGGGAAGCCUCCUUCGAAAGGGAAGGAUGUCGAGGAGAGUCUGGCCAGUGAUAAUAAAGCUGACGGCGGUGACGAGAAAGCUAAGCCCGAAGAAGCUGUGCCGGCCCCAACUGUCACAAGUAAUACACCGGAUGGAAGGGCAGUGGAUGCAGCCCUACCCACUGCCCAUCCGGGCGGCGGUGGCACUUCAGGCGAACAGGCUGGAAAUAAGGCUGAGGCGAUUGCCGAACUUUCUGCAGGGUCUGUUGCCGCAGCGGCCCCAGGAGCCCAACAGCAAGGUGUAGCUGCCGCUGGCACACCGACGAGCAGCGACAAGGAGCCGCCGCCAAAAGCAGAGGACACCGCCACUGAGGCCAGUCCCGCAGCGAUGACGACUGACGGUGGCAGCGGCAGCACCGCGGCGCAGCCGCAGCCGGCGAGUUCCGUGGUGGCAAACGAAGCAGGCCAGCCACAACAAAAGGAGCAUCCCGCAGUGCCCACCUCCCAAAGUCAAGCGGAAACGAGUGGCGACGGUGAAGGAGAAGCCACUCAGCCGGCAGCGGGGGCGGCUGCUCAAACGGCGGCGAACACCACCAACUCGACGAAUGCAGCGAAGGCGGCGCCCGGCGACAGCGACGGCAGCGGCACCGCGGCCGCGCACUCCGCCUCCCCCCUUGCGCUGCUUCUUCUGCUUGCGUGUGCAGCUGCCGCUGUGAUGCGGGUCGCGUGA